CCGGGCUCCCCCCGCCGCCCCUCGCGGGGAGCCCCGCGCUCAGCCCUCAGCCUCCCCCGCUCUUGUUUUGCAGUGUUGCCCGUGCGAGGAGAAGUCCUGGAGCUGGAAUCGCUCACAUAACCCUUAAAGAUGAAGCAGCGGGAGAACGCGGGGUUCGGUGCGUGCUGUGAGUGCUGCUCCUGCUCCCCGGCGAGGUGCAGGUGAUUUAAAGCUCUCACCGCCGUGCAGGAGCGCUCGGAACAUCCUCAUCGCCUCUGAGUUGUUGUUGUCCUUCGGGCUCCCGUCUUUAAACGCUUCCUGUAUCAGCAGCUGCUAUGGCAACAGAUGAGCCUGCCUACCUGACAGUGGGGACUGAUGUCAGUGCCAAGUACCGUGGUGCCUUCUGUGAGGCAAAGAUUAAGACAGUGAAGAGGCUUGUGAAAGUCAAGGUGGUCUUGAAAGGGGAUAACUCAACUCAAUUAGUGCAAGAUGACCAAGUGAAAGGACCUCUAAGAGUUGGAGCAAUGGUUGAAACCAAAAUGCCCGAUGGAUCUUUUCAGGAAGCAGUUAUCAGCAAGCUGACAGAUGCCAGUUGGUACACUGUAGUUUUUGAUGACGGUGAUGAAAGGACCUUGAGAAGAACUUCAUUAUGCUUGAAGGGAGAAAGGCACUUUGCAGAAAGUGAGACACUUGAUCAACUGCCACUAACCAAUCCAGAGCACUUUGGAACUCCAGUUAUUGGGAAGAAAUCCAAUAGAGGGAGAAGAUCUUCUCUUCCUGUUACUGAAGAUGAAAAGGAAGAAGAAAGUAGUGAAGAAGAGGAUGAAGAUAAGAGGCGCCUCAACGAUGAAUUGCUUGGCAAGGUUGUGAGUGUGACUUGUAAUUCAGAGAAGGCAGACUGGUACCCAGCUUUGGUUGUGUCACCGAGCUGCAAUGACGACGUCACCGUGAAAAAGGACCAGUGUUUAGUUCGAUCCUUUGCAGAUUCCAAAUUUUACUCAAUAGCAAGAAAAGACAUUAAGGAACUAGAUCUUCAAAACUUACCAAAAUCAGAGUCCUCUCCUAAGAAAGGGCUACAGGAGGCAACAACGUUUCUCAGCACCAGGGGAGUUCCUCGGAACUGGAAAAUGGACAUCAGUGAAAUCCUGGAGUCCUCCAGCAGUGAUGAGGAGGAUGGAGCUGCUGCAGAAACUGAUGAAGAGGAACAAAAAAGAGAAGAGAAAACAGAAGAAGUAGCGCCUGAGGAAGAGCUUGAUCCUGAAGAGAGGGACAACUUCCUCCAACAGCUUUACAAGUUUAUGGAAGACAGAGGUACUCCUAUCAAUAAACCACCAGUUCUGGGCUACAAGGACCUUAACCUCUUCAAACUUUUUAGGCUGGUUUAUCAGCAGGGUGGGUGUGACAAUAUUGAAAGUGGUGCUGUAUGGAAGCAAAUUUAUAUGGACCUUGGCAUUCCUAUUUUGAACUCAGCUGCUUCCUACAACGUAAAAACUGCUUAUAGAAAGUAUCUUUAUGGUUUUGAAGAGUACUGCCGUUCUGCAAACAUUCAGUUUAGGACCAUCCAUCACAAUGAACCAAAAGUGGUAGAAGAGACACAGAAACUCGUGGAACCAAUGGAGGAAAGUGUGAAAGAGGAACAAAAAAUGCCCCCAACAGAAGUUAAAAAAGAAGCAGAAGAAAAUUUUUCCAGCAGUGAAAGUGAGAAAGAAGAAAUUGAACUAAGAUCCCCAAGGGGACGAAGAAGACUUGCUCGUGAUGCAGUCCUUGCUAAAAAAGAGGGUGAAGAGGAUAAAACCCAAGACAAAUUAAAAGACAGUAACAAAGAAAACAAAGAUGUAGAGGAAACACCUGAGAAUGCAGAAAAGAAAGAAAAUGAAACUCCGCUAGGGAAGAAAAGCACACCAAAGCAAAAAGAGAAGAAAAUUAAAAAGCAGGAGGAUUCUGAUAAAGAGUCAGAUGAGGAGGAAGAGAGGCAGAGGGAGAGGGAAGAAAUUGAGAACAAAGGAGAAUCAGAAGGUGAAGAAGAUGAGGAGGACACAGAACCCUGCCUGACUGGAACCAAAGUGAAAGUAAAAUAUGGACGUGGAAAAACUCAAAAAAUUUAUGAAGCCAGUAUUAAAAGCACAGAAAUUGAUGAUGGAGAGGUUUUAUAUUUAGUUCAUUACUACGGUUGGAAUGUAAGGUAUGACGAAUGGGUGAAAGCUGAUCGGAUUAUCUGGCCAGUGGAAAAAGGAGGACCAAAGAGAAAACAGAAGAAAAAAACAAAAAAUAAAGAAGAUGGUGAAAAGGAUGAGAAGAAGGACGAGGAGAAACAAAAAUCCAAGCGUGGGCGGCCCCCUCUGAAAUCCACUCUCCCAUCCAACACGUCCUGCAGCCUCCCCAAAACGCCCAACAGCGAAGCAACACCUCGCAGGCAGACCAGACGUAGCUCAGGAAUGUUUGAUUCUGAUAGAGGAUCAAACGACUCUGGCACAUCUGAUAGUGAAGCAGAUGAGUCAUCUGAAAAGAAUUUGAAUGAAGAAUUUUCUCCAGAAACUUCAGAACUGGAAAAAAGUGAAAAACUCCGUGAUGAGAAGCUGGAUGAGGAAAACCCAAAGAUUUCUCAUGUGCUGAAGGAAAACGACAGGACUCAAGUACAGCCACUAGAAACACUGAAACUGGAAGUUGAGGAAAGUGAACAAAUUGUUCAAAUUUUUGGAAAUAAAACAGAUCAAAUGGAAGAAAUCAAAAGAGAGGUUGAAAAAUCACCUAAGGGAAAAGGGAGAAGGAGCAAGACAAAAGAUCCCUCAUUGGAGAAUGCGAAGAUUGCACCAGGAAGCCAGGAAGAGGUGGCAAAUGAGUCUCUUACAGAACCUGAAAGAUUAGAUGUGUCUUCCUUGGACUGUAAAGACAUUUCCAGCACUACUGAAAGUGAAACGGAGCCCUCCACAAAAGAUAAGAAGCUUUUGAAAAGGAAAACUUUGGAACAGGCAUCACCUGAGAAGAGAAAUCGGCGAGAGAGCGAGAUGGAAGUGCCAAAUAUUGUCUCUGAAGAGAGGACCAAUGAAUGUACUGGAGCAGAGGAAUGUAGAGGGCUGAAUGCUGAGGAGUCCCUCAGAACUGAAAACGAGGAGAUGCCGUCCCUGGUGGCGGAAUCGAUUCCGCACGGCCCGGAGCCAAGGAAUGACAACUUCCAACGUCCGGUCGAAGCCAACGAGAGCGUUCCCUUGAAAGAUGAGGAUGACACAAUGCCUCAGAUUGGUCCUGAAACCUUGCUGUGCCAUGAAGUAGACCUGGAUGACUUGGAUGAGAAGGAGAAGAGCAGCACUGAAGACACAAUAGCAGAAAAGCCAGACCCCAAUGCUUCCAACUCUGCCCCCUCUGCCUUAGCCCCCGGCGUCCCCUCGAGCUUCCCGGUGGCCUCUCCUCUGGCCCUCAGCCAGGACGAGUCCCGCAGCAUCAAGAGUGAGAGUGACAUGACCAUCGAGGUGGACAGUGUGGCAGAAGAGUCUCAAGAAGGGCUCUGUGAGAGCGAGUCUGCCAAUGGAUUCGAAGCCAGCACCACGUCGAGCAAUUGCAGCAUCGCCGGGCAGGAGAGGGAGACGGGAGAGAAAGGUCAAAAACGACCCAGUGACAGCAAUAGUGGAACACUGGCAAAAAAGCAAAAGCGAACUCCAAAGCGAACCAGCGCUGCAGCCAAAAAUGAAAAGAAUGGAACAGGACAAAGCAGUGACAGUGAAGAUCUCCCUGUCCUGGACAGUUCCAGUAAAUGUACUCCUGUCAAACACAUCAAUACAUCCAAACCACAGAAGAUUUCCCGCUCCCCUGCCAGGGUGAUUUCUCCUCACAUCAAGGAUGGAGAGAAGGACAAGCACAGGGACAAGCACCACCACCAGAAUGCUUCACCCAGAGUGUACAAAUGGAGCUUCCAGCUCAAUGAACUGGACAAUAUGAGCAGCACUGAAAGGAUCUCCUUCCUACAAGAAAAACUCCAGGAGAUAAGAAAAUACUACAUGUCCUUGAAGUCAGAAGUAGCAACCAUAGACAGGAGAAGGAAACGAUUAAAAAAGAAAGACAGAGAAGUGUCCCAUACAGGAGCAUCCAUGUCAUCUGCUUCCUCAGACACUGGAAUGAGCCCCUCAUCAUCCUCUCCUCCCCAGAACGUGCUGGCUGUGGAGUGCAGGUGAUAAACAUUUCUCUGCCUUGCCAGCAGCUCGCUGCCAUGGACAUAAACCCUGAAAUUCAGCCACAGAAAGCACUCAACUGGUUGGACAUUGCCAAGUAUAUCCUGUACACACUUCCACUGCUGGACUGUACCUGUUCCCCCCUCCUACCCUCUUCUUUUGUUUAAUUUACUGUUCAGAGAACUUAAGCUCAUUGGUAACUGAAGGUUUGUAGGCACAAUGUGACAUCCUUGUCAUUGUGUUUGUUUUUGUUCCUUGUUUGUUUCUUUUUGUUUUGGGUUUGUUUUUUUUUUUUCCUAACACAGAGGAAGGGCACUUAUCAAAUUUGCAAAGUUAUGUCCAAUGAAGCAUUCAGGUGUUCUAGGGUGAUCUUAAAAAAAAAAAACAAAAAAAAACCAGCAAGUGCACCAAGCAGAUAUCAGAGUAUUAUCCAAAAGAACUGAGUAACUGCUGCACUUUCACCGAGCUGUGGGUAACUCUUGGUGAGUAGUUCCUCUUUGUGGAAGCACUUGCUAUACAGAACUGCCAAAGUAUGUGUUCAGCAAUGUGCCCAGUUUUAAAGCUGUAAAUGGGACAAAAUAAAUUGUGAAAGGAAGUGUAGUUGACUGAAAACUACAGUUGUAAUAAGUCUUCCACUUUUUAUAGGAUUUUUGAGCACACAAUUAUGCAAAUGUUUUAAUGUUUAUUAAUGUUUACAGUGGAAUUGUGAAUAGGUUUUCAGUGGACUAUCUUAUCCCUUGACAAAAAUAUUUUGUCUUUUUUCUAUGUAAUUUCAGAGUUUUUAUUUUGUUACAAAAAGACGAAAAAUGAAAUAUAUAACAACAAUGAAGUUAUUUAACAAGAUUUCUAAAGCUGAAAUUUUUGUGUAAAAUAAGGUAUCUUGCAACUUGUUAAAUAUAUUUAUUCAGACAUUGGAUGUUGUAUUUUUAUGUAUUUUUUAAAAUAUUAAUAAAAUUGGAAAAAAAAAUUCUAGGUUAGUUCACUCUUUGGACAAAACAUCCUUAUCAGUUCUGGUUCUUCAGGAGGAGUUAUCCAGUAGCCAAACCUGUACUUCCAAUGGGUCUGUCUACAUAUCCUCCAACACACAGAUCUGCCAGCAGGCAUCUGGGUUCAAAUAAAACCUGAUUUGGAAACUUUGGCAGUCCUAGUACUUAACCUUGUUUGGAGGAACAAAAUUUAUUGGGUUGCCCUUUAAGAUGCUUUGUCACAAGUUCUUGUGUUUGCUGUACUGCCGAAUAAAUUUAUAUCUCCCAAAGUUGAGAUGCACCAAUAAAGUAAAAGCAACUGUGUGUGCUCUGCCUGUGGAUUGUCCCACGGGCAGAUGCAGCUUGUAAAUAACUCUUCCAAACCCAUGUAUUUAAAGCAGUUUGCAUAUACAUUAUGUAUAAAAAGUGAUUUUUUAAACAAUUUUUUUAUUCAUGUUUGUACAUUGAAAGGGGGUCUGAGCCCCUUUUUCUGUGUUUAAUAUGCUGUAGAGUAAUAACAUAGAUGCUCUAGACUGUAUAUCAGGAUAUUCUGGUUCCACACAGCAGAAGGUCAGGAGGAAACACUAGUGAUGGCGUAGCAUUACUAAAAUUGAUGUUUCUUGAAAUUUCAUUUUACAGCAUUUGUCAACUUGUGAUUCCAAUUCCUUCCAUUUUCGCAGAAAAUUAAAGAAAAAGUACUCUUGUAAAUGCACUUUUUCUGUCUUUUCUUAAGCAAAGCAGAAGUAUUUCAAUGUAAGAUAAAUAUGGAGCUCACUAGACAGCGCUAAUAAAGGCCAUGUUUUAAACAUAGGCUUUAUAUUCUAUUUUUAUUUAAGUGAUUGUUCUUGUAAAUGUCUGGACUUUACCCUAAAUAGGAAAGUUAAUCUCCAUAAAUUACUGUAAAGACUUUUUUCAGAGCUAACUUGUUAAUCUUCUAAUAGCUACGAAUAAAAAGCAAUACUCAUUUAAAAGGAAGUAACAUGGGUCACAUGUUUAAUAUUUACAGAAGCAAUCUAAAAUCCAGAGAAAUAAGAGGAUUAAUGACAUCUUGUGCAGAUCUGUGAUAUCUAACCUGUGUGCACACUGUGAGAUCUUAAACAGGCACAGAGCAUGGAGGAGCUGCUGCCCUGGUCUGGAUGUUCCCCUCGUGUGCUCUCAGCUGACUGCUGCUCCUGUCUCUUAGGAAUGUUUAAAACCCUACUUGGAAGGCUCCAGGUAUGCUCCCAUGGACCAUGGAAACUCAUUCCAACCCACUGACAGGGAGAACUUCCUCCCUUGCUUCCUCUCCCACCUUCUUCCCUGACAGUGCUCACUCCAAAAACAGCUGGUGUUACUCUGGCAGAGCACUGAACCUGCAGGAAAAGAUGCAUUUUGUGCCAAGCCACUGGCAAAGCCCUCCAGCAUGUCACUGAUUUCCUGGUUUUUAUCUUCCUGGGAAAGAGCACAUCAGAUUAUUCAGUAGAAGUUUGCAGUAGUUUCCUGUGUUGUUUAAAAAUAUCAUGGGGAAAAGAAAACUAACUGGGAUCAUUGGGCUGUCCUGGGUUAAAGGUGAAAUCAAGAAGAAACCCUAAUAAAAUCUACGAUUUCUAACUCUACAAUAAUCCCCUUAUUAAAGCCUUGUUGAUAUAAAUUCCAAAGUGUCUUUCACUGGCUGGAAGUUUAUCCUGUUGAAGACACAGUAAUUAUGAUUAUACAAAAUUAGGAUUUUUUAAAAUAAGAGAUUAGAUUGUGUUUCUGAGACCAAGCAGCAAUAAAGCACCCUUUUGGCACUCUUGGUGCUGUUCUCAUGCCUUCUGAUUUCCCAGGUUUUCCUCAAAAUGAUCCUUGCUAUUUCAAGCUUCCUUAGGAGGUUAAAAAAAAAAAUUAAGAUAUGGGAUCCAACACUGUUAAAAAGAUCAAGGUUGUAAGAGAAUCUUCCUCAAUUUUCUGCAAUUGAUACGAAGAGCUGUCAGAUUGCUGGCAGAUAUCUUACUUUUGUAUUAGCAAAAAUCUGAAAGAUGGAAAACUCAGAACGUUUCCAGGCAAGGAGAUAAGGUAAGAUUAAUUUCUUUACUUGUUUUAGUUUUCACUUUCCAUCAAGUGUAUCAGCUACAUUUGUACUAAUGAGUUUUUAUUUUCUAAUGUGAAAGUUUAGCAACACCCAGUUAAAUCCCUGCUUGGUUUUGGCUCCUCCAUCAGGUUGCUGGUGGCUGGGAAAGUUUCUCCUGUUUAAUCAGCCUGAACAGAUCAGGCAAGAGAAGCAGAGUUGUCAGAACAAUAAUGACAAGUCAUUGUUUUGACAGAGGUUAAACAGAUUUUCAGUAGUAAUUAUCAGUGAAUGAGAAGCAUAAUAAGGGCAAAGAAAUGUGUGGUUUCAUGAAGGAUGAUGUAUAUGACCUUCACAAGGAGCAGCAGAAAAGGUGAUUAAAUCACUGUUUGUGCUUUUAUGCAUGCUUCAAUCUCAUUUUUUAGAAGGUGCAGUAUUAGAAUAGAAGGAAGUUUUUUAAAUGGUUACAUAUUCUCAUUUUUUGUAGGGGGAGCCAUGCAGAAAUGGCUACCAAAAUUACUCAGGAUGGCUUUGAUGUGGAGCUGGGAAGAGAAUCUGAAUCUAAGGAUUGUCAGCUCCUGUGCCUCAGUCAGAAAAUCCACUGCUGAGAGAGCCUUCUCUUUGCAGACAGGUUUGUCAACCAGGUGGAAUAUUACAUUAAAAAAUUAAUACUUUCAUAACAUGUUCUUUUUUUUUUCCCAUUAAAAAUAUUCUUGGAUAGCUGAGGCAGCCACGUGGAUUUUCUGGGCAGCAUUUACUGGAAUUCUUUAACAGCAGUACGUCUUAAGAAAUGCUGUUGUCUUCUUUUUAAGAAAA
Molecule: messenger RNA, 7949 nt
Organism: Vidua chalybeata
Lineage: Eukaryota; Metazoa; Chordata; Aves; Passeriformes; Viduidae
Gene: ARID4A
Product: AT-rich interaction domain 4A
Exons: 25
Coding region: 315-4145 (1276 amino acids)
Biological process (GO): regulation of transcription by RNA polymerase II
Cellular component (GO): nucleus
Molecular function (GO): transcription cis-regulatory region binding
Source: RefSeq, a predicted model, not a curated record